AUGCCUCCUAAACCCUCUAACCCAACCCCCAAAGACCUUGAGGAGUCUAUCCAACACACAAACCUCCGUUUGGAUGACCUCAUCCUCUCCAACAAAUUUCUUGAAUCAACCAUGGAAUCAAACAACCAGUCCAUUACGGAGCAGCUGGAUCAGAUGGACAACAAUCUUGAAUCUCGUCUGAUAGCGAGUUUUGCCGAACUCAGCUCCCUCAUGACUCAGCAAGUGAGUCAACUUUUUGCCACUAUGACAUCCGCUGCACAGCCGCCUACAUCCGCUGCACAGCCGCCUAGAUCUACAGCAACAGGUAUUUCUAAUAGCAUUUUAACACCAGCCAGCUCUGAAAAUGUUGUUAUUAGUACCUCUUUUCCUCUCUUACAUGUACCACUACCUGUUAGCCAACCACUUUAUCACGGCAGUUCAUCAAACCACCAACUCUCCACACCACCAUCACCGCCAUCUCUCUCAUUUCCCCAAACACAACCCACGGUCCAACCCUUACGCCCUCCUUUUUCAACCUAUCAAACCUCACCUUUUCUUAACCAACCUAACCAACCAACCCAACAAUCACACCUUUUUUCCCCAUUUUUGCAACAACCUACUCAACCCCAACAUUCCGCUAGACAUCCUAAAAUUGAACUCAGCGUGUUUGACGGUUCUAAUGCUUUGGAAUGGCUGUUCCAAUCAGAACAGUUUUUUGGGUUUUAUAACAUUCCUAUUGAAAAUAGACUACCCAUGGCUGCUUUCUAUAUGCGCGGAAACGCCCUCGGCUGGGUGAUUGGACUACCACCCGAAGCUAUGCUGAAUUGUUUUAUAUCCGGGCUGAUUCCAGAAAUUAGGAAUGAAAUUGCAAUACAUCAACCAUAUUCCAUUUCCCAGGCAGUGGGGCUUGCAAAGCUAAUAGAAGCCAAACUCAAAGAUUCAAAAACAAAAUUCAUUAAACAUCCUCCCAGCGGUUCAUUUCCCCACCCACCCUCACCAACAAUUCCAAAACCUAACACCACCAACCCUCUCAACCCCCCUGUCCCUUCUACACCAACUAGUACAAAUGGAAGCAAUUCGACAAAUCACUUCCCAAUUCGCAGAAUAACAGCGGCACAACGCGAAGAGCGUAGAGCUAAAGGACUUUGUUUUAAUUGCGAUGAGAAGUUUAUUCCGGGCCAUCGCUGUGCUGCUGGAAAAUUCCUCUUACUAAUGAUUGACGAGGACAGCCCUAGUAACAAUGAGAACGACAACGAAGGUUCCGAAACAGUUGAUGAUGUUAGCCAUUCUGAAGAAACAUACUUCCAGCUCUCCCCACAAGCCAUUAGUGGUCAACUUUCCCCAAAGACUUUGAAAUUUAAAGGCAUUUUGGAUGGGUUAAGUGUCACUGUCCUCAUUGAUACGGGGAGCACCCAUAACAUCCUUCAACCACGCAUUGCUCAACAUCUCAAAAUUCCUACAAAACCUAUUCCUAACUUUUCGGUCAUGGUGGGUAAUGGUUCUCAACUUAAUUGUUCGGGUAUAUGCCCUGAAGUGCCUAUUACUUUGCAACAACAUUUAUUUUUUAUCCCCUUCUACUUACUACCUAUAGAAGGCGCUGAUGUUGUUUUGGGUAUGCAAUGGCUGCGAACUCUUGGGCCGCUCCUUGCUGACUUUUCCAUUCCUAAGAUCUCUUUUACAUAUAACCAGAAGGAAGUCACCAUUACUGGUGAACCUAAAACGACCCCAUCCCACUCAUCCUACCAACAAUUCUGCCACUUGCUCCAUACAGACUCUAUUGCUUCCAUACACCUUUUACUAUACCAUCCUAACAAUGUUUCCCCUUCCAACCCCGAUUUCACUGCCAAUCUCACUUCUGCACUUGACUUCCCUCAACCUACUCUACCUCGUGAAAUCCAAACUGUCCUAGAAAACCAUUCAACCAUUUUUCAAACACCCAAAGGCCUACCCCCUUCCAGAAUGCACGACCACCACAUACCACUCAAACCAAAUUCCACCCCAGUUAAUGUAAAACCAUACCGAUAUCCCCACUCACAAAAAGAAGCCAUGACCGCAAUUAUAUCAGACAUGUUACGAGACGGCAUCAUUAAACCCAGCAAUAGCCCAUACUCUUCCCCUGUCUUACUCGUAAGAAAAAAAGAUGGAACAUGGAGGUUCUGCGUCGAUUACCGUGCCCUAAAUGCCAUAACUAUCCGUGACCGUUUUCCCAUACCAACCAUCGAUGAACUCUUUGAUGAGUUAGGUUCUGCUUCUUUGUUUACAAAGAUUGACCUCAGGUCAGGCUAUCACCAAAUUAGAGUAACACCAGAAGACACACACAAGACAGCAUUUAGAACCUUUGAUGGGCACUAUGAGUUUUUGGUAAUGCCCUUUGGGCUGACUAAUGCUCCUAGUUCCUUUCAAGCGGCGAUGAAUGAUCUACUGCGCCCCUACCUACGUCGGUUUGUUUUAGUUUUUUUCGACGACAUUCUAAUUUACAGUUCAUGCCUAGCUGAUCAUGUUCAUCAUUUGACAUUGAUUUUAACUUUACUUUCUACUAAUCAAUUUUUUGCUAAACUGUCAAAAUGUGUGUUUGCUGUUUCAAAGGUUGAUUAUUUAGGUCAUAUUAUCUCAGCUAACGGUGUAACCCCAGAUCCAUCGAAAAUUCAAGCAGUUUUGGACUGGCCAAGGCCACGUUCUCUCACGACACUCAGGGGUUUUUUAGGCCUCACCGGCUUUUAUAGACGAUUUGUUCGUCACUACGCCUCUCACGCCGCUCCACUCACCGAUUUGUUACGUUUCACUAAAUUUACAUGGAGUACAACAGCAGAUACAGAUUUUACAACAUUAAAGAAAAAAAUGACUGAAACUCCCGUGCUCGCCCUUCCUGAUUUCUCAAAGACCUUCAUUCUGGAAACUGAUGCUUCAGCAGUGGCUAUCGGAGCAGUCCUUUCUCAAGACAACCAUCCCUUGGCGUUCUUCAGUAAGAAAAUGUGUAACAGAAUGCAAGCUUCUUCAGUUUAUGUCCGGGAGAUGUAUGCAAUUACGGAAGCUGUUAAAAAAUGGCGUCAGUACUUAAUCGGCCGACAUUUUCAUAUAUUCACUGACCAAAAGAGUUUGAAAAAUUUAUUGGUCCAGACAAUACAAACUCCAGAACAACAAAAGUGGGCUUCAAAAUUACAAGGUUUCAGUUUUGAUAUUUUCUACAAACCUGGCAAGCACAAUCAGGUUGCCGAUGCCCUCAGCCGCAAACACACAGAAGACGAAGCCUUGUUUUUCUCCAUCUCGUCCCCUAUGCCCUUGUUACUCGAACAACUUCAACAGCACUACAUCAAAGAGAAACAUGGUAUCGACCUAUUAGCCAAAUACAACUCAGAUCCGAGUAUGCAAGCACUAUUCAGCUUUAAGAACAACAUCCUAUUCUACAAAGAUAAAAUCUACUUACCACAGAUUCCAGACAUCAAGGAAGCAAUCCUGCAAGAAUUCCACGCCACUCUAGUCGCCGGACAUUCAGGGUUCAAACCAACUCUUUCUCGAAUUGCAUCAUCAUUCAAUUGGCCUGGUAUGCACAAGGAUGUUAAAAUGAAAGCUAAAGUUCACAGCAACAAUAAUUUUAAGACCGAGAGUGUAGAUGACUUACCUACGGCGAGGAGAUUUUCGCCGGAUCAUUGUUGA
Vicia villosa (hairy vetch) is the source of this 3633-nucleotide messenger RNA. RefSeq lists its product as uncharacterized. The record is from RefSeq and is a predicted model, not a curated record. The transcript is spliced from 3 exons. The coding region runs from base 1 to 3633 and encodes 1210 amino acids. Gene Ontology annotation, biological process: proteolysis. Gene Ontology annotation, molecular function: aspartic-type endopeptidase activity. NCBI's taxonomy places the organism in Eukaryota, Viridiplantae, Streptophyta, Magnoliopsida, Fabales, Fabaceae.